AUGGCUUGUUUACACGAUCAUAGCUGUGAAGAUCACGAUUGUUCCUCUAAUUGGUCUCUCUACAAACACAUAGACCUCCCCAAGGUAUCGGCUUUAAACGAAGCAGUCCCAGGAAGUGCUAAAUCAGUUUUUAAAGCUUGGGAGCACCGUCUCGAUUCUUCUGGGGAGCAUUUGGAAAGCAAUGAGGGUGAUCCUGAGUUACUUGUUUACAUUCCAUUCACAUCAGAUGUUAAGAUCAAGAGUAUUUCAAUUAUUGGAGGUACUGAUGGAUCAAGUCCUUCAAAGAUGAGAGCGUUUAUCAAUCGAGAUGGCAUUGACUUCUCCGAUGCUCAAAGUAUGCAAGCUGUACAGGAGUGGGAUUUGGUUGAAAAUUUGAAUGGAGUGCUGGAGUUUCAGACAAGAUAUGCAAAAUUUCAAAGUGUGGCAAGCAUCACAUUGCAUUUCCCUGAUAAUUUUGGUGGUGAUACAAGUCAGAUACACUACAUUGGCUUCAAAGGUGAAGCCACGCAGUUGAAGAGGGAUGUUGUUGCCACCAUUGUUUAUGAACUUACGCCCAAUCCUUCUGACCACAAGACGAAGGCUGAAAGUGGUGGAGGUUUUUCACAUCUCGAGAAACCCAGGGAGAGAUUAAAAUUAAAGCCACAAAUGCAAGCCACCAGUGGAGCUGCCUUGAUGGGUUCUCUGCAACAACCUGUUUUGAACAAAGGGUCAGCCUUUCCAAUGCAAAGGAGUGGUGUUAUUGGGUUUCCACAUCAAGUUAAACUUAACUUCGUGAAGCCAUGCAGGGCUUCUUCCCUUGAAGGAAGCUUGGUCACUGGUAGACCUCCCUCUUCUGUCUCUGUGCCUAUCCCUGAAAUUGGAGCUAACAAAAGUAGCUUCAAAGAUUAUGGACUUAGUGAAGCGGAUCCUGAAGUGCGUGAAAUUAUUAGUAAGGAAAAAGAUAGGCAGUUCAAAAGCCUCGAACUUAUUGCAUCAGAGAAUUUCACAUCCCGAGCAGUGAUGGAAGCAGUUGGUUCGUGCUUGACAAAUAAGUAUUCUGAAGGACUUCCUGGUAAAAGAUACUAUGGUGGAAAUGAGUACAUUGAUGAGCUUGAAACCCUUUGUCAAAAAAGGGCUUUGGCAGCAUUUAACUUAGAUGGAAAGAAGUGGGGUGUUAAUGUUCAACCUUUGUCUGGUUCGCCUGCUAAUUUUGAGGUUUAUACUGCACUUCUUAAUCCACAUGACCGAAUCAUGGGUUUGGACUUGCCUCAUGGGGGACAUUUGUCUCACGGGUUCAUGACUCCUAAAAGGAGGGUAUCUGGGACAUCAAUUUACUUUGAGUCUAUGCCAUAUCGACUUGACGAAUCUACAGGCCUGAUUGAUUAUGACAUGCUUGAGAAAACAGCUAUCCUCUUUCGACCUAAACUCAUUAUUGCUGGUGCUAGUGCUUAUCCUCGAGAUUUUGAUUAUCCUCGCAUGAGGAAGAUUGCAGAUGCUGUUGGUGCUUUUCUCAUGAUGGAUAUGGCUCAUAUAAGUGGACUUGUUGCUGCUUCUGUUGUUGCUGACCCCUUUGAGUACUGUGAUAUUGUGACAACUACAACACACAAGUCCCUACGAGGUCCAAGAGGUGGAAUGAUCUUCUUCAAAAAAGAUCCUGUUCUAGGAGUUGAUAUGGAAUCUGCCAUCAACAAUGCUGUUUUUCCAGGCUUACAGGGUGGUCCUCAUAAUCACACAAUUGGUGGACUGGCAGUUUGCUUGAAGCAUGCACAAUCCCCUGAAUUUAAAACUUACCAGAAUCAGGUCAUCUCUAACUCUAGAGCAAUUGCAAACCGAAUGGUUGAAUUAGGAUAUAAGUUGGUUUCUGGUGGGAGCGAUAAUCAUCUGAUUCUUGUAGAUCUGAGACCAUUGGGACUUGAUGGUGCUCGGGUGGAGAAAAUCCUUGACCUGGCUUAUAUCACCCUCAACAAGAAUUCAGUGCCUGGCGAUAAGAGUGCCCUAGUGCCUGGUGGCAUUCGCAUUGGCUCCCCUGCCAUGACUACCAGAGGAUUUACAGAGAAAGAAUUUGUAGCAACUGCUGACUUGAUUCAUGAAGGAGAUUUCUUGAAGUUUGUUGAAUCCCCUGAUUUCCCUCUGACAGAUAAAGUAACAGAUCUUCAAAGAAGAGUUGAAGCACUUACAACUCAGUUCCCAAUUCCGGGAUUAAACAACUGGGUAUCAGACUUUGUGUUUGAUUCAAAGACACAAGAAAACGCAGAUAUAAAGCAGGCAAAUCCCUCUUCAUUGAAUAUGCCUAAAAAGAGUUCUUCAAAGAAACCUAAACAGGAAGAAGAAAAUGCAGAUGUAGAACAGUCAAAACCCUCUUCAACGCCAAAGAAAGCGGGUUCUGAGAUUGAUGAAAUCUUCUCUGGGAAGAAGAGGAAGAAACCUGAAAAAAGGAAGGCUGAUAAGGCAAAUGUAAAUGGAGAAGAGAAACCAAAAUCAAUGAAGAAAAAGAAGAAGAGUAAAGAAGAUGAAGAGGGAAGGUUUACAGACCAGCCUUCUAGGUCUCGAAAGAAAACAGAAGAUGGGUUCAACGUAUAUACAGAAGAGGAAUUGGGUUUUAACAAGAGCAGUGGUGGAGGUACCCCUCUUUGCCCAUUCGAUUGUGAUUGCUGCUUUUGA
Messenger RNA from Dovyalis caffra, 2640 nucleotides. Lineage: Eukaryota; Viridiplantae; Streptophyta; Magnoliopsida; Malpighiales; Salicaceae. The record is from the annotation of a GenBank genome assembly.